Messenger RNA from Botrytis sinoallii, 737 nucleotides. RefSeq lists its product as uncharacterized. Bases 153 to 737 code for a protein of 194 amino acids. The transcript has 2 exons. The record is from RefSeq and is a predicted model, not a curated record. Gene Ontology annotation, molecular function: thiosulfate-cyanide sulfurtransferase activity. NCBI's taxonomy places the organism in Eukaryota, Fungi, Ascomycota, Leotiomycetes, Helotiales, Sclerotiniaceae. Gene Ontology annotation, cellular component: mitochondrion.
AUCCCUUCAUUCCAUCCCACCAUCAAAACCACACCUCGAAUAGCAAGAAAGCCUUUCCAUAACCCGACCGUACACACCCUCGCAGUCAAUUGAAUUACUCCGCGUCGAACACAGAUUUUGUUUUCACUACUUCGGCACCAAAAACCAAGAAUAUGUCUACCCCUCGAGUAUCUCGCACCUUAGCCCGCGCGCUCCGAACGCGCAUGGGAGCUUCGUCUGUAAAAUGUUAUUCCACAUCGCAGUUGUCCACGAGCCGUCGCAAGAAUUUCAGUAUCCGGGUUCGAGAUGGUGGGUUGAUGAACGCGGGGAUUUUUGGUCGAGAGUCGGCUCGAGGAUUGAGAUACGUUGGAAGAUUGUAUUCGCAGGAAUCGGAGACGAAAUCAAAAUACUACACUUUUGAAGAUAUGCAAAAACUUGCUUCCGCUCCACAUCCCGAUACUCAUAUUAUCGAUGUCCGUACACCUCUCGAAGUGCAACAAACAGGACGCAUUCCCGGCGCGCUGAAUAUUUCUAUCACGACGGAUCCGGAUGCGUUUAGUAUUAGCGAGGAAGAAUUUGAAGAUCGCUUUGGGUUUGAGAGGCCGGGGAAGGACGUGGAGUGUGUGUUUUAUUGUAAGUCGGGGGUGAGGUCGCGGGCGGCGGCGCAGAUUGCAAAGGGGAAUGGGUGGAGGAAGGUGGGGGAGUUUGAGGGGAGUUGGGGGGAGUGGAGUGGGAAGGGAGGGGAGGUGGAGAGGUGA